GUUGUACCGUCGCGCAAUGCCUUCCGAGGUACUAACACUGUCACUAUCCAGGUCAUCAGCUGGGUGCGAGGAUAUAUAUGCUGCAGUCACUUUAACACGCCCUGAUAUACUUCACUGGGGUGCUUGUGACCUGGAAAUAGAAUCUCGGAUUAUUUACAAGUGUUUCUUGUUCAGAAAAAUGGAAUGUAAUACCUUGAAAGAUGUGCUUUGGUGUGGAUACCUGUGUUUGAGCUUCGCAGUUCUUUUCCAGAUAUCCCACGGCAAGGACACAGAAACAAGCGCGUGUUACAGCAAUGUCAAUAGAUGUGGUCAACACACUAUGUCCUGUCCAGUAGGUCACACUGUGGUAGUGACCGAUGCCCUCUACGCUCAUCAGUCCAGAACCACGACCUGCACCAGAGGCAAGCUGUCCUCUUGUAGUGACCGCUACAUCAAUGCCUGCUGCAAGCGCACUGGACGCCAGUGUUACAAGCCUUACACCGGGGUUGAUGCAGACAGGCUUCUUCGUUCGUGUUUAGGGUCUCGCUCCUGUGACCAUAUGACGCCACAAAAGAACCAGAACUGUGGUCAACUGAAACUUCCUGUGUCAACAUUCUCUGUGGUGUCUCAUCGUUGUGUGUUAGAUACUCUCAUCAUCGGUUAUGAUGUCGAGACACAGAUCACCAACAACUUAGUGUAUCUACUCUAUCGGAUUCCCAUCACCAAGACGAAACAAGGAACAGCAAAUGUAUACGGAUGUGACGUCACUGGACCGGAAGGCGCAAAUGUCAAGGUCAGGGCGCUGGACGUGUCAAUGGUGUCCGUGAAUGGAGGACCUUGUUCAGGAUUGGAAAUAGACAAAGAGGGAGAUGUGACUAUAUUUUCCUGCGAGAGGACAGACCUGAGAUUCUUAGCAACGCUGUAUGAUGGUGCUGUUCCUAUUGCUGUUAAUAUAGUUGACGUAGGAGGGACUCCGCCUCAGGCUGCUUGGGUCCUUUUGGAAGGUAGAGGGAAUAUUACCGUUGAUUGCGGUAAAAUACGUGAGACCCGCAAAGUACCACUUUCUACGUCUACGACAACUGGAUCGUCUACCUUGACGUCGACACAAACAACAUCAGCAUCCUCUACAACUCAGUCUACCCAAUCAACAACACCAACCUCGGGGUCGAGCGCCACGUCAACAACAGUGGCAAGCAUACCGUCAAGCACACCUUCUCCGUCAACGUCACAAACAUCAGAGCCGUUGCCAGAGACGAAACCAGAACCGGAUUCAACUCCCGAGCCGAGUAGAACGAACAGCGACACGUCACCCAGCUCCCAAGCCGUGACUUCAGCAGCUGUAUCAAACUCAGUGCCGGAAACAGAAGAAGGUGCCACAGUCGUAAAAUCCUCGGGAUCCAACUCCGCUGCAACUUACGGCGGGGUUGCCACCGGCCUCCUGCUGUUGAUUCUCAUCAUCAUCGUCAUCGUCGCCGUCCUGUGCUACCGCAGGAGAAGAUACAGGCGUUACCAAAGUAGAAAAGUUGAGGAAGAACGCAACAUCCCCGAUGGAGAAGAACGUUCGUGGGACAAGACGGAUGGAGACAGGGAAAGAGACGACACGUCCAGAGGAGGACCAUCUCCAGGUCAAGGUCACAAGGGAAACAACUCCAGCAAUAACAGCCCGCUAAAGACGCCAACCAGCCGGAGUGGAGGCAGGCAGAUGGGGAGAAAGGAAAGGGCACUGCUUGCGUCCUCUGAUGGCGGUCCUAAUACGUCCCCGCCCCGAGUAAGCCAACCGAGAGACUCAGACGGGUACACAAAUGCUGGAAAGCCAUAUAGCAGUUCGGACAAUCCUUCGGGAGAUUUUUACGACAACCCAGGGUUUAAGACAACAGUUGAAAGCUUAAAAAUAUUUUGAUAGGAAACACAAAUUGUGAUAAAUGGUUGUGUGCGUUAGGGAUUUGUCUUUUUUUGUAUUGUGUUACAAUAUUUGUAAUAUUUGAAUGACUUAAUGUAUAAUAGGGAUAUACAUGAACUAAAAGUUCAAGUGAUUUUAGAAAAACAAUUGUCAGAGAAAAUUCUGUGAACAAAAUACUUAUGAUUCAGACUGAAAAAAGAAAUUGCCUGCCACAAAAAAAUUACAUUGUUGCAAGGUGUAUUUCUUUUAAAAUAAAACGUCGUUUUACAUAUGAAUUAUAUCUGCUUUUGUUAGCUGAAGCUGAAAAAUAUCUAACCUCGAUACAAAAUCACAGGUCCCCAUUCACAACAAGGUAUCCAAGUGUGAUUGCCAGCGGUAUUUCAAGAGUAUUUCGGAGUUAAUGGGUAGCCUAGGGACGAAAGCGACCUCUCAUCACGCCGAAGGCACUGGUUUCAGUUCCCCGCAUGGGUACAAUGCGUGAAAAAUAUUUCUGCUCUCUUCAUGUUGGCGAAUAGCAAGAGUGGAAAGUGAAAUUUGCUGAAUGUCUAAGUUCGAAUCCCUGAUUAUGUUUCUUUUAAUGGUUUGUCUGCAUCAUACCCGUACUCGUCCAAAACAUGCAUUAUUAACUGGAGUCCCUCUGCCUGCAGAGGCAAACAUGCAACAAUAGCAUUCACAUAUGUACUCAGAUUAUAUCCUCUUUACCUCAUGAGUCGGUAGCCGAGUGGUUUAGUCGUUCGCUCGUCUCGCUGAAGGCUCGGGUUCGAUUCCCAACAUGAGUACUUUGUGUGAAACUCAUUUCUGGUGUCCCCCGCCGUGAUAUUGCUGGAAUAUUGCAAAAAGCGGCGUAAAACCAUACUCACUCACUCACCUAUGCGAGACGUAAGAACUUACUACAGUGGGGAUCAGGUGGUCGGCGUGUUUGUCAGCUGACUGCGUGAUACCAACCCCUGGAUAAUUGUCUGUGAUUCCAGUCACUAGUUCGGCAAGCCCAGUCUGUAUUACAAGACUCCGUGUGAUACAGCUGGAGUAGAGCUGACUGCGGCGUCAAACAAUAUUCACACGUAACAAAACCAUGAACUCAGUGCCGUAGAUAGGGGGACGGAUUGCUUGGGGGUUAAGGGAAUCGCGUUUUCACUGUAAGUGAGUGAGUGAGUAUGGUUUUACGCAGCUUUUAGCAAUAUUCCAGCAAUAUCACGGCGGGGGACACCAGCAAUGGGCUUCACACAUUGUACCCAUGUCGGGAAUCGAACCCGGGUCAUCGGCGUGACGAGCGAACGCUUUAACCACUAGGCUACCCGACCCCCCCUUCACUGUAAGACUUUGCGUUCUAAACCAUGACAGAAUCCACUAGGAAUGAGUCCAGUUCCAGAUUCAAAGCGAUUCAUGUCCUUGCCUGUCGUCACUUAAUCAGUUCUUGUUGGUGUCAUCUAAGUCUACUUGCUAUAUACAAAAUUUGUGCUUACUCCCAACAGUAAAAUGACAGACAGUAAACUACGGUUAUAACGAACUGAAUGGGACCACUAAUUUUAAUUCGUUAUAACCGUAGUUCGUUAUAGGCAAAUGUACGGAAUAUAUAUAUAUAGCAAAUAGACAGAACCCAAAAAAUAGUUCGUUAUAUCCGUCAGUUCGUUAUAAGCAUGUUCGUUAUAACCGUAGUUUACUGUACCGCGAUAUUACUGAAAUAUUCACUCAUUCAUCUAUGAUGGUGUGAUUAAAGAAUUAAAUGUUUUAAUUAUACUAUCUUACUUGUUCACGUAAGUUACCUUUUUAGUUUAUUUUGAAAGAAUUGCAUAACUUAAUGUUGAUAUAUUUGAGGUUGCUCAAAGAUUGAAAUGUAGCUAAAACCGACAUCGUGGUGGUUUGAUGGCUGUGGUUAAUAUCCCGAUGACAAAGCCACAAAGAUGCACAUGCUAUACCUCAUAAUAAUGUACAUAGCGCAAAAAUGUGUUUCAUCCAAUACCAUUAGCGAGUGAAUUAUAUUGCUUUGAACAUGAUGCAGUGUAUAUAAUAAAUCCCUAUAGACUCAAGUCACAUGUCAAUCAUCAAAAAGGCAUUUUGAGAUGUCACACAUGUACAUAUGAAUGCAAAGAAAUGCAAAAAAUUUUAAAUAGACAUUUAUCUUGUAGAUAGUCAAUUGUUAAUAAAUUUGUGUCAUACA
Haliotis rufescens (red abalone) is the source of this 4037-nucleotide messenger RNA. RefSeq names its product mucin-5AC-like. The record is from RefSeq and is a predicted model, not a curated record. The transcript is spliced from 7 exons. The coding region runs from base 17 to 1879 and encodes 620 amino acids. Lineage: Eukaryota; Metazoa; Mollusca; Gastropoda; Lepetellida; Haliotidae.